AUGAUGGUCCUAACCCGAAGUCAAUCCCUGAGAAGUGGAGACUAUUUGGAAGGCAUGCUCAGCGACUACAAGCGCUACAAAGACAACAACAACAACAACAACUUCAAAAUGCGGGCCCAAAAGGGGCCCUCGGCCAAGCUUGUCACAACCCUCACAUGCCUCCAAUUCGUAUUCGCCCUCUACGCCACCUCCCUACUCUACUUCAUGAGCCCCUCCAUCAACCUCACUUCCCGACUAUCCCAUCCCUGGCGCCAGCUCAGCACAAUCCCGCAACGCAAUCAAAUGACCAACUCGUCCCUGGCCACGUGCGAGCACGAGAAGAUCGACUUCGAGCAGAAGAAGUCUAGCGACGCCCUCAUGACCAAGCUCAAAACAGAGCUCUACAGGGAAAUCCUCGACUUCCAGAGCACCAGCAUAGGCACCGAGACUCUCCCCCAGCUCCUGGCCAUGAAAUCCAGGUGGGACAUGAGCCGCGGGCCCCACAACACCCCUAAGGUCACCGUUAUCUUGAACCACUUCAAGCGCAAGACCUUGUGCGCGCAGCUCGACUCAUUACUCCACCAGACACUACCCUUCCACCGCGUGUGGGUGCUCUCGUUCGGGAGCCCCAACGAGAAGUCCCUGAGAAGCAUCGUGGGCGGGUACAAUGACUCGAGAAUUAGUUUUAUAAGCUCGGGUUACGACUUCAAGUACUACGGGAGGUUUCAGGUGGCCCUGCAGACGGAGGGCGAUUUCGUCUAUGUACUCGAUGAUGAUAUGAUACCGGGGAGAAAGAUGCUGCAGAUAUUGUCCCACGUGGCGGGGAUUGACAAGUACGUGAACUCGGUCUUGGGAAGUAUUGGCCGGAUUCUGCCGUUUAGGCAGAAGAAGGACUUUACUUUCCCGAGCUAUAGGAAGUUCCGGUCAAAGGAGGCUGGGCUUUACUUGCCGGACCCCGCUUAUGAUAUCACGGUCGAUAGGAUUGUGCGUGUUGAUUUCCUGUCGAGCUCUUGGUUUUUGUCCUCGGAGCUCGUCAAGACGCUUUUUAUUGAGACGCCUUUCACUUUCGCGACCGGCGAAGAUUUGCAUUUGAGCUACCAGCUCCAAAAGUACCGGGACGCGGGCUCGUUUGUUCUGCCGGUCGACCCGAACAAUAAGGACACAUGGGGCGACAGCGAACACCGCCUCGCUUACAUGUCAGAGACAACUGUCAUCUUCAAAGACAUUGUCCAAGUCCGAGACGACCAGUGGUGGAAGGCUCUCUCCACUGGCUACAUCACCCAAUGGGCCGCCAUGUACCCACAAACCAUCGAUGCUCUUUUCUACGCGCACUCGGCUGACGAGGUCAAGUCCCUGGCCCCACUCAUCAAGAAAUUCCGGACGACAGCUGGCAAGAAAGCCUACGUGGUCGUCCCAGGCGGGAAAUAUUUCCCGUGUGCGGACGCAGCCGCGUUCCUCAAGUGGCCCAAAUCGGCGUGCAAGGAGAGGCGGUUCAAGAUUUUGGAUCUCGGAAUCGAGGUUUCAGGGUCGGAGGUGCAGGUCGUGCAAGCGGUGUACGCGAGCAUGAGGGGUUUGGUGAGGAUUCACAACCCAAGCCUGGUGAUUGCGGUCUCGGAUUUGGACGCGAGCGUGGCCAAGGCUUUGAGGAUGGCGGCCGAGGCUAAGGCAAACGGCUCAUCGGCGUUGGUGCUUUUGCCGAGGUCAAGUGUGCCCAAGGCUCUCUGGAUGGCCGAUCUUCGCUCUACGGCAUUGCCGAAUUGGAACCGGAUGCGGCUCACCGUAAGCAUCAUCACGCAAAAUCGCGCCACCUCCCUAACAAGGCUCCUCAAGUCCUUAACCGACGCCUACUACCUAGGAGACGAGGUCCCCAUCACCUUCAACAUGGACAACAAAGUGGACGACGAGACCAUAAAGCUCGUGAACUCAUUCGAGUGGCCCCACGGCCCCAAGACCCUCCGGCGCCGCGUCAUCCAGGGCGGCCUCAUCCGUGCCGUGAGCGAAAGCUGGUACCCUACCUCCGAUGACGACUUCGGCCUUUUACUCGAGGACGACAUCGAAGUCUCCCCUUACUACUAUCUCUGGGUCAAAUACGCCCUCCUCGCCUACCACUACGACCCACAGGUGUCCAUCCCGGAGCUCUCGUCCAUCGCCCUCUACACGCCCCGUUUGGUGGAGGUCGUGAAGGAACGCCCCAAGUGGAACGCCACCGCCUUCUUCAGCCGAAUCCACCCAAACACGCCCUACCUCCACCAGCUUCCCUGCAGUUGGGGGGCCGUUUUUUUCCCCAAGCAGUGGCGGGAGUUUUACGCGUACAUGAACAUGCGAUUCACGGAGGACGCCAAGCAGAACCCCGUCCAGAUUCCAAAGUCGAGGACCAAUGGGUGGCAGGCCUCGUGGAAGAAGUUCCUCAUCGACAUGAUGUACCUCAGGGGGUAUGUUAGCCUGUACCCGAACUUCCCGGACCAGGCCAGCUUCUCGACCAAUCACAUGGAGCCAGGGGCACACAUCAGCGCCAAGGACAACGUGGUGAGGCACGACAAGACGGAUUUUGAGGUGCCACUGUUGAGGGAGGACUUCUGGAACUUUCUGCCUAAGGGGAAGCUGCCGCCGGCGUCCAAGCUGCCAUCGGUCGACCUUUUCAACAAGGCGGUGUCGCUCAAGGGGAUCAAGGCGGCCGGGGCGAAGCUGGGGCAGGAUGUGCUGGAGUGUGGCCCAGGGGAGAUUGUGGUGGUCCAUCAGGACACCGGUUUGCCUUGGCAUUGUGCUAAAUUCUGA
Molecule: messenger RNA, 2754 nt
Organism: Striga asiatica
Lineage: Eukaryota; Viridiplantae; Streptophyta; Magnoliopsida; Lamiales; Orobanchaceae
Source: the annotation of a GenBank genome assembly